Molecule: messenger RNA, 4041 nt
Organism: Ahaetulla prasina
Lineage: Eukaryota; Metazoa; Chordata; Lepidosauria; Squamata; Colubridae
Gene: MACROD2
Product: mono-ADP ribosylhydrolase 2
Exons: 17
Coding region: 1-1194 (397 amino acids)
Biological process (GO): purine nucleoside metabolic process; DNA damage response; peptidyl-glutamate ADP-deribosylation
Cellular component (GO): nucleoplasm
Molecular function (GO): ADP-ribosylglutamate-[protein] hydrolase activity
Source: RefSeq, a predicted model, not a curated record
AUGACCGUGGCUAGUGACAAUAAGUUAGAAGACAACACCAAUGAAGCUUUCUUGCUGCAGAAAAGUCUUAGUGAAAAAGUCUCCCUAUACAGAGGUGAUAUCACAGUGCUUGAGAUUGAUGCCAUAGUUAAUGCUGCUAAUUCAAGUCUUCUUGGAGGAGGUGGUGUGGAUGGAUGUAUACAUAGAGCUGCUGGUCCUUGUCUAGUUGCUGAAUGUCGCAGUCUGAGCGGUUGUGAAACUGGACAAGCCAAAAUCACUUGUGGUUAUGACCUACCAGCAAAAUAUGUCAUUCACACUGUGGGACCUAUAGCUCGAGGACAUAUUAGUGACAUCCAUAAAGAAGAUCUGGCAAAUUGCUAUAAAACCUCCUUGAAACUGGCAAAAGAGAACCUCAUCAGAUCAAUUGCUUUCCCAUGUAUCUCAACAGGCAUUUAUGGUUUUCCAAAUGAGCCAGCUGCAGUCAUUGCACUUACUACAAUCAAGGAGUGGUUAAGCAAGAAUGAUAAUGAGAUGGACCGUGUCAUUUUUUGUGUAUUUUUGGAAGUUGACUACAAAAUUUACAAGAAGAAAAUGAACGACUUCUUCCCAACAGAGGGAGCUGAGAAGAAAAGUCACUCUCCUUCACCCGUGAAAUGCAAAGCCAAACCGUCUGAGAAUCUGGAGGAUGAUAAUGAGGGUGAGAAUGGAACAGAAGCGAAGCCAAGCAGUGACGAACUGGAGCAACAGAGCCAAGAAACAGAUGAGGCAGUAUCUACAAUUCCAAGCAGCCCAGCAGAUGGAGAAGAGAACCUGGGCAAGGAAAAAGAAUCCCCAGAUACAAAAGAGCCUAAUCCAGUGCCUCAUGCAACAUGUGAAGAAGAUCAAACUGAUGGACUGCAAGAUGAUUCCACAGAAGUUGAAAUGAAUACUCAGGCAGAUUCUCAGAUCUCUUACAUGGAAGCUGAAGAUACUUCGAUAACCCAGGAGGAGACAAUAAAGGAAGAGAAAACUCAGGAUCCUGAAGUAGAUAAAACUAAUCAGGAGAACAAAGGACAAGAUAAAGGUGCCGAAGAAGAGAAAGGAAAGCAGGUGAUGGAUUCCGUGCAGCCUGAAGGGCCAUGCGAUACAGAAAACAUUUCAACAAGUAUUGAUGUUGAAAUGAAUAGUCAAGUUGAAAACCUAGAAGAGCCUACACAAUCACAGACAGAAAAUUAAUCUCAGGAAGACCAUGAUGACAGAAGAAAGCAGGAAGUGACCGAAGAUCUGCAGUCACUAGUGCAUUAUGUGAUGACAUUCUGACUAACAGACAGCAGCACACCAUGGAGUGCAAAAUAGGGAGGGGGAGGGGAGGGCAGGGCAAUUAAGGGAUUUGACUGAUUCUUUAUAUUUGUUUCUCUUCUCCUGUUCAGUUGGUUUGGUAGAUGACACGAAGCUUCUCUACUAUGGAUUGUAGAGUCUUGGUUUAGAUUUAUUUGCCUCAUUCCUAUCUGUUCUGCCUCUCCUUUUAAAAUCCUAAGGCCCCAUUCUUCUGUGUAUAUAUUGUUAGCUUUUAAAUACUGUCUCUCAGUUGCAAUUCCUCUUCAAGGCAACAUAGGCAAAGGAUGUUUUAAGCAUUGUCCUUUAAGAGUCUGAGGGUUUCUUUGGAGUGUUCACAAAGCACGUACAUCUGUCAUUACUCCCAUGAAGUAAAGAUGCUGGCAGUACUAAUAUCCUUUGAUCUGUUGGUAAAGUCAACUUGCCAAGGCUAGCACAUAAACAUUUCAGCUUGGUAGACUUUUCCUAAAGCCAGUAUCACUACAAGAAUUAAGGGUGAAUAGACAUGUUACUGUGAAUAAAGAUUUGAGGGUUACUAAUGUCAAAAUUACAACCUCUCCAUCGGGGACUGACAAAAAACAAUUCCAGUCACAUGGCUGAUACCCCAUGCAGAGAUUCUCUAUGCAAACUAGAGGCUGAAAGGCACUUCUAAAUGGAGAUUGUCCAUAAUCAAACUAAAUAUAGAUUACAACUCCUGCGCAGAGUUGCCCUCACACGAAGUGCUAUUCAGCCAUCUCCAGAUCAGAGCUAAUGACAUUUGAAUUAGCCCCCAGACUGUUUUAACUCAGACCCAGGAGAAUAACUAAGUUAUCCACAGACAGAAUGCAAACGUGUGUUAUGGAAAAUACAUCUCUCAAUAAAUAAGAGUCAGAGUACCGAAGAAAGGAUCAUCCAUGUUCAGGAGAAUAACUUUCUUUGAUCCCCAAAAUCAGGACAUGGAUUUCUUUUUCCUGCUUGUAAGCAUCCCAAGACAUGGAGUAUGUCUAACGGGUUUGAUUUUUUUUUAUAGGACAAACAAUCUCCACAAUUAGCCAAUUCCUUGCAAAUCUACUCAUGGCACAAAACCUUUUAUCUAUCCUAGUGGUAUUUCUCCACAGCUCAAUAUUGCAUUGCCUACUAAUAGGUGAGCAUCUCUGGAGUAUUUGGACAUGUCUAAAGUACCUAUUAAUUCUAGUGCCCUCUGGGUGAGAGGGGUUGCAGAUACUCUGCAUCUCGCACACGGUAUAGUAUGGCUUGUGGCUUUAACAAUUUCAUGCCUACUCUUGUUACAUUUUCAACUGCAUAUGCACACUUUUUAAAUACAUAAAAUGCAAUUAACAGAUAUUGGUGAUGAAUGUUGUACCAUAUGUCAUCUGUUUUGCUAGCAAAUGCUGGGCUCAACUGAAAAACAGAAUUUUACAUUCAUUUUUCAACUACAUUGUAAAUUAAACUGAUACCCUACUUGCAAGAUUGAAAGAACACUCAGCAUGGGUCCAAGGCUUGAUAUUCUGUAAACUAGUUUCCAACUGCUGUUAAAAACAAUUACAGGAAGGUUUUUCUGUAUUAUGAGAUGCUGGUUUUGCGUAAUUAUGCAUAUGUACCUUCUUCCAAACUUUUAAAAAUAAUUCCAAAUAUAACAAAGGUUAUAUUUGACAUGAAAGGAAGCUGAAAUCUACCAGCCUUGGCUUACUUGUAAAUAUCUCCAACACAAAUCUCAUAUAAAUACUAACCAUUGUUUAUGCUUACACUAGACUACCCAAAUUGGUUCAUGAUAUCUAAUUUGUAGAAAAAUUUUAAAAAAUGAAAAUUGGUUUCAAAUACAUACAUAGAUUUGUUGCCUUAUAAGCAAUAUUUAUGUAUUCAAAAACCAUCGCGUUCUAAAAAUAUGAUACUUUCAACUAUUAAUUUCUCUUCUCUUUUUGAGCCAUUCAUUACAUUGGUGACCUGAAAAUUUCCUUUAAGUUACCAUGUAAGCACAGUGUCAUCCAGAUUAAUAUGAAUUUAGAUUUCAAUGAAAUAUAUAAAAUGUUUGCUUACACUUAUAUCAAUACCAACUGGUAUUUUUGAUAUGCUUACUAAGAAUGUAUAUUUAGCCCCCCAUUUAUCCAUGGAGCACAUGUGCCUCUUUUCUUCUCCAUUCCUACUUGACGCGUCCUAUUUCCCUCUAGUUCUCCUUGCCACUGAGCUGUCAUUUCUGUUUCAGCUUACUGUGAUUCAAAGACCUAAGUUAGCUUCCAACAUGAAUUAUUACAAUUCAACAAAAGCAACAAAAUCAAAACAAGUGAGGCAACCUUCAUUUCAUGGCUCUCCUUGCCCAAUUGGAGUCAUGCAUGGAAAGAGAUUUUUUUUUUAAAAAAAAUAUUUUUUUUACAAUAUGUGAUACAUGAUGGGGGUUUAAAAAGAAUUGUAGCCUGGAUUCCUCUGCAAGCAAAUUUGGGAAAGAAAUCCUUCAUCCUUUUCUCCAAAGAAAGAAAAGAAAAAAUUGCAAAGCGAGACAGAAGUAUUGGGCUUGUAUAAACUUUACAAGGUGGCCAAGACGUCUUUCCUAGCUUGUGUUGAUCCUUUAAUACUUCAGACAUGCUUUCAGCAUCAGCGAGCACUUUGAAGUGAAAAAGACUUUUCUAUCCCACUUCUGGAAUUUUAAGAGACAUGGUCAUAAAACGUUGCAUGGUCACAUGGUUGCUCCUUGGAAUGCCAAGAAAGAGGCCCCAAAUUGCCGCUAGAGUAAGCGGGGGAACCUCUGUUGGUGGCGGAAGAGAGAAAUGGAAA